Messenger RNA from Laccaria bicolor S238N-H82, 534 nucleotides. RefSeq lists its product as uncharacterized. The transcript has 2 exons. Lineage: Eukaryota; Fungi; Basidiomycota; Agaricomycetes; Agaricales; Hydnangiaceae. The coding region runs from base 1 to 534 and encodes 177 amino acids. The record is from RefSeq and is a predicted model, not a curated record.
AUGGUUCGAGUGACGCUUCCCUUUCUAAAGCACCAUUACCAGAAGUUGGUUCACUCACCCGUACCAACUCCUGCGGCGAUCGGCUGCCCCGAACUUCGUGACGACGCCGUUUUUUGGUUCGCCCAACUUAGAUCUCAGCACUCCGCAGCUCUACCGACGGCCCGCCGUAACGACAAUAAUCCAACACAAGGAAUUCCGGUGGUGCACAGAUGCCUCGUUGUCCUUCCAGGAUUCGAUACUUCGAUAGGUAGGACUUGGGAUCUUCGAUCGUACUCAUUCCAUCGGCCUGACAAUAGAGUGAUGCAUAACCGCUUGGAUCCGCGAGGCGAGGCCCGAGCUGCAGGAAACCAAGAUCAUCCUUGCGAUCCGUUGGCCGCAGUGGAUCCUUGUCCCCCUACAGGAUAUGAAUUACGACCGGAUCUCGUGCGAAUUAGUGAGGAUGAUAGUAGGGAGAGGGAUGACAAGGAAUGCGAGGAACGCCGAGGAUGGAAGAGAGGAGGUAGAGCCGGAAUGUCGCUAGACAGGGAUCGCUAA